UUUUAGAAAGUCAAUGGAAAGCAAAGAAAACGAGUAUUCUGAACAGGAAGAAAUCAUUGGGGAAGGAGAAGAUAUUGAAGACCUAGAAGCUGAAGGAGAAGAUGAAGAAGAAGGCCAAAAUCAAGCAUCUCUUGAAAUCGCUCAGCUUGAGCAAACCUUAAAGGACCUGACCAGUACAUCCACAUCGUUAGAUAUAACAAAGAACUUGAACAAAGAAGAGCUCAUUGCUGAAGCCAAGAGCUACAAGGCUGCUCAACAGAAGAAAGGAAUAAUUUAUCUUCCUAAAAUUCCUCCAUUUAUGAACCCUUCCACUAUAAAGAGGCUAUUCAAGAAGUUUAAUUGCGAAAGGAUGUAUCUAUCUCCUGAAUCAGAAGGCGCUCGUAAGGCCCGGAGAAAGAACGGUGGUAACUAUAAGCUUAAGUUCAAAGAAGGAUGGAUCGAAUUUGCAGACAAGAAGGUUGCCAAAGAAGUAGCCAGAUGCCUCAAUGGUCAACUUGUAGGAGGCAAGAAGCGCCACAACCUCAACAGGGACGAUACCUGGCUUAUGAGGUAUCUUCCAAAGUUUAAAUGGGAAAAUCUUAAGGAGAAAUUUGAGUAUGACAAGAAAGUCAGGGAAGAGAGGCUUAAAAUGAGUCUUUCCCAAGCCAAAAGAGAGCAAAACUUUUACCUUGAAAAAGCAGAAAUCUCCAAGAAAGUUAAAUACGCCACUGAAAGACAGAAGAAAAGAGAAUCCAAGGGCGAUGAUAAGGAGAAGGAACAGCUGAUGGACCGGUUCGAGAAGAAGAGGAGGAAGAAUAUUGAGAAGACUAUUAAGUACCAACAAAAACACCAGAGGACUUAUAAGCAGAAAGAACCCAAAAUCAAGGAGUUAUAGAGUGUUUCAAUUA
Moneuplotes crassus is the source of this 887-nucleotide messenger RNA. The record is from the annotation of a GenBank genome assembly. Lineage: Eukaryota; Ciliophora; Spirotrichea; Euplotida; Euplotidae.